Molecule: messenger RNA, 849 nt
Organism: Acanthosepion pharaonis
Lineage: Eukaryota; Metazoa; Mollusca; Cephalopoda; Sepiida; Sepiidae
Source: the annotation of a GenBank genome assembly
AUGAUCUCCCCCCCCGAUAGUAGCAUCAUUGAUGAUGUUAGUGGUAGUGAUGAAACUGAUGACAGUGUCUUUGAUGUAGUCAGUAAUCGUGAUAAAGUCGGUGUUUGCAGGAGCACCUCGAUUGAUAAUGCUGUUGAUGACAAAGUCAAAACCAACAGCAAUUUUCUUUCUUUUCACUCCUUGUUUUCUUUCUUUCUUUUCUUUGCCAUUUUCUAUCUUUCUUUCUUUCUUCCUUUUCUUUGCCAUUUUCUAUCUUUCUUCCUUCUUUCUUCCUUUUCUUUGCCAUUUUCUAUCUUUCUUUCUUUCUUUCUUUCUUUCCUUUGCCAUUUUCUUUCUUUCUUUCCUUUGCCAUUUUCUUUCUUUCUUUCUUUCUUUCCUUUGCCAUUUUCUUUCUUUUCUUUCUUUUUUCCUUUUUCUUUCUUUUUUCUUUCCUUUUUUUCUUUCUUUUCUUUCUUUCCUUUGCCAUUUUCUUUUCUUUCUUUCUUUCUUUCUUUCCUUUUUUUCUUUUCUUUCUUUCUUUCUUUCCUUUGCCAUUUUCUUUCUUUCUUUCUUUUCUUUCCUUUUUUCUUUUUUUUUUCUUUCUUUCUUUCCUUUUUCCAUUUCUUUCUUUUUUCUUUCUUUUUUUCUUUCUUUUUUCCUUUGCCAUUUUCUUUCUUUCUUUCUUUCCUUUGCCAUUUUCUUUCUUUCUUUCUUUCUUUCUUUCCUUUGCCAUUUUCUUUCUUUCUUUCUUUCUUUCCUAUUUUCUUUCUUUCUUUCUUUCCUUUGCCAUUUUCUUUCUUUCUUUCUUUCUUUAUUAACAUUUCCUUUCUUUUGUUUGCCAUUCUGUUUCUUUCUUUCUUCUCUCACUAA